This is a messenger RNA of Colletotrichum truncatum, 774 nucleotides long. Its product is annotated as cytidine and deoxycytidylate deaminase zinc-binding region. NCBI's taxonomy places the organism in Eukaryota, Fungi, Ascomycota, Sordariomycetes, Glomerellales, Glomerellaceae. Gene Ontology annotation, molecular function: tRNA-specific adenosine-34 deaminase activity. Gene Ontology annotation, biological process: tRNA wobble adenosine to inosine editing. Gene Ontology annotation, cellular component: cytoplasm; nucleus. The record is from RefSeq and is a predicted model, not a curated record.
AUGCGCGCACCUUCUACCAGCGUCCAUACGCUCGCCCUCCUGAUGCUCUCGUCGGUUGGGUGGUGCUGUCAACUCUUCGACACGGAGCAGGAGCAGCAACAUCUAGAGAAGCAUGGACUUGACUGCGGCAGUUCGACACCGCAGUGUUCGUCGCCGGUUCCGCCGGAUUGGACGGAAUGGAAGACAGACGAUAGGAUUGACCACACCAUACGCGCACAUUGGAUGCGACAAGCGAACCUAGCUCUGCCAAGUCCCUGUCCAUUCGCGGCAUUCGGGUCCGUUAUUGUAAACCAUACGGCUGGCGGUCUCGGGGAACUGGUGUGUUCCGGCGCGAACAACAAUUACCUCUCGGGCAACCCGACGCUUCACGGUGAGAUGGUGGCGAUCAACAACUGCUCUGCCGUCUUCACCGACCCUCAAGGGCGGUAUAAAAUGACGCCGGCCGAGUCUCUCGCUGCCUUUGCUGAUUUGACGUUGUAUACCAACGCUGAGAGCUGCCCGAUGUGCGCAUCGGCGAUUCGUUGGGCAGGCUUCAAGGAGUACGUUUAUGGGACGAGCAUCGAUUCUCUUGUCGACAUGGGUUGGGGCCAAAUCACCCUUUCCUCAAGGGAAGUGUUUAACCAGUCCUCUAACCUAUCCCGCAAGACUGGCUUGCUUGGGCCCGUGUUGACGAAUGAGACGGAUGGGUUCUUCAGUUGGCAGUUUCGUCCAGCUACCCCAUGCCCCAAGGGCUGCUCUCGAAGCACAGAUGCCGGCAAUUGUGUUCCUGCAUGA